AUGGCGGUUGUGUUCCUCAGAUGCAGCGGCAGAAGGAGGUGGGUGCUUUCUUGUGGUGAAUCCCUAUGGUUAGCAACCUAUCUGGGACAGCAAGCUGCUGAGGGCCCUGUGGUCGUGCUCUCAGUCCAUGUCCUCCUCCGCUUGUUUCUUGCCUACACGGACUCACAGACUCAUGCCCCUAUGGCACUGCACCCCACAUCCCUCUCACAAGCUGCUAUACCCACGUCUGCCCCACUGCAAGGACUCAACCCCUCACAGCGCAGGCACACUGUUCACCAAGGUACUACUCCCUCCCCUCCUCAUACCCUCUCCCUCCCCUCUCCCUCUUCCCCCUCCUCCCCCAAUUCCGCACUCCUACACCAACGUCUACCCCACGGAUUUCUGCCUCUCUGUGGUGCCGCACUGCUCUCACCCACAUGCUGUCCCUUUCUCUUCCCUAUCCACCCCCCCCCCCCACCCUUCUCUCGUCUUCCCACCAGAUCUUCUCCGCACCUGCUUUUCCUGCACCGAUUUCUGAACCACCAACUCCCACCCCCACGACACUGUCUCCCAGCCCCUCUCACCAACCACUGCGAAUUGAAGCUGGGCGAGGCUGUUGGGUGCCUCGUGGGGGCGUUCUUCCUGAACGACAAGCAGGGGACCAGCAUCGGGAGAAUUGGAGUCUCAUUUCUUCUUUGGUGGGGGAAGGUAAUGGUGGUGUUGCAGGGAGGUCUCAUGGUGGUGUUGCAGGGAGGUCUCAUGGUGGUGUUGCAGGGAGGUCUCAUGGUGGUGUUGCAGGGAGGUCUCAUGGUGGUGUUGCAGGGAGGUCUCAUGGUGGUGUUGCAGGGAGGUUUCAUGGUGGUGUUGCAGGGAGGUCUCAUGGUGGUGUUGCAGGGAGGUCUCAUGGUGGUGUUGCAGGGAGGUCUCAGCUUCUUGCUUGCCACUCGCUUCCUUCCUCCCAGGUAG
This is a messenger RNA of Closterium sp. NIES-65, 945 nucleotides long. The record is from the annotation of a GenBank genome assembly. NCBI's taxonomy places the organism in Eukaryota, Viridiplantae, Streptophyta, Zygnematophyceae, Desmidiales, Closteriaceae.